This is a messenger RNA of Nilaparvata lugens (brown planthopper), 1719 nucleotides long. Its product is annotated as delta(3,5)-Delta(2,4)-dienoyl-CoA isomerase, mitochondrial. Gene Ontology annotation, molecular function: delta(3,5)-delta(2,4)-dienoyl-CoA isomerase activity. Lineage: Eukaryota; Metazoa; Arthropoda; Insecta; Hemiptera; Delphacidae. Gene Ontology annotation, cellular component: mitochondrion. The record is from RefSeq and is a predicted model, not a curated record.
UUUUUGAACGAAGUCAGAUCAGAGACACUAACCUCUAAAAUAUUAAAAGUUGAAACACCAAACAAAACCCAGUGAUAAAGUUCAAAAGAAUUUUAAUUAUCAAUGAUCGUCCUAUUUUAGAUUAAUAACAUUUUUAACCGCAGAUAAUAUUAUUCAAUUAAAAGAUACGAUUCAAAUAGAAACAUGUUUCGAUCAAUUCUUAAUUCAAGAAUUACUCUCAAUGGAAGCCAAUCCAUGAUCAAAACAAUAUGUUCAUCGAAGAUGUCCAGUGAGGCUUGCUCGCAGUAUAAGACUUUGAAAUUGACCGUUGAAAAGCCAUUCGUCUACCAUGUGCAGCUGCAGAGGCCUGACAAAUACAAUGCUAUGAAUCAAACCAUGUGGAUUGAAAUCGGGAAGUGCUUCCAAGAACUAGCUUAUAAUGGUGACUGUAGAGUGAUCAUUCUAUCAGGAAUUGGGAAACACUUCACAACAGGAAUUGAUUUAAUGGAUAUGUCAAAAAUAGCUGCCGAGUUGGCAGAUCAAGAUGAUGUAGCUAGGCGAUGUAAGAUUCUCAACAAAAUGAUUCAUUUAUAUCAAGACUCGAUAACAUCUCUAGAAAAGUGUAAUAAACCAGUUAUUGGAGCAAUACAUGGAGCAUGUAUUGGAGGAGGGGUGGACUUGAUCUGUGCCACUGACAUUAGAUAUUGUACUGAAGAUGCUUGGUUUCAAGUGAAGGAGGUUGACAUAGGCAUGGCUGCGGAUGUUGGAACUCUGCAACGGUUGCCACGUAUUGUCGGAAGCGCCAGCUUCGUGAAUGAGUUGGCUUUCACCUGCCGCAAACUUCAAGCCAGUGAAGCCAAAGAAAGUGGCCUUGUGAGCAAAGUUUUCAACAACGUUGAAAGUUUAUUGCAAGGAGCAAUUGAGCUUGGUGUUGUCAUCGCUGAGAAAAGUCCCGUUGCUGUGCAAGGAACCAAGAGAAAUCUGAUCUACUCGAGGGAUCACACUGUUCAAGAAGGCCUGGACCAUAUUGCCGACUGGAAUCAGACGAUGCUGCAAAGCGAUGAUUUUAUGAAUGCGACAGUCGCUCAGGCCACUAAAAGUCCUCCACCAACAUUCUCAAAGUUGUAAUUCAUAAAUAGGAGAAAUCCCACCUCAAAUGUAAAAUACAGUAUUUAUCAUUUUUAUAUCAAACAACGUAGAAUAAUCAAGAACUUCAUAAAUGUCACGGUAGGUAACGGUACAGUUUAGUACAGUUUUGUGUGUUUUUAAUUACUUCUUGAUCAGUUUUAGCUGUUACACAUGCCGUAUAUUCCCUCAUUUGUGUAACUCUUCCACCCUUUCAAUGUACUCUAUAGAAUUUAUUUUAUUCGAUAAUAUCAUUUUUCUCAACGAAAACAGUGAUUCAGUCUAUCCCAAUCCAAAAAUCCAAACCCAAUUUUCAAAAGUUUGAGAUGUUUUCGAUCCCUCAAAAAAUUUUAAGUUCUAUUACUAUUUCAAUUCAGUUUGAAAUCUGUUAAGUUCUUCAUUGUAUGUCAGUUUUCAUUUGCAACUUAGAAUGUUCAUAUUUCCUUGUCUUUUUGAUAGAAACAAUAUUAAAGACUGAACGGUUAUCUGUGUAAUGGUAUCCAAGCACGAAUGAUGUGAUAUAUUAGAUCUACACAUUUUCUCUUGAAAUGAAUAAAACAAUUUUUUAUCGUUGUUGGAAUUGUAUAAAUAAAAGCUUAUUUUCCUUAAUAUGAA